Messenger RNA from Coffea eugenioides, 1578 nucleotides. RefSeq names its product probable WRKY transcription factor 9. The coding region runs from base 1 to 1578 and encodes 525 amino acids. The record is from RefSeq and is a predicted model, not a curated record. Gene Ontology annotation, molecular function: DNA-binding transcription factor activity; sequence-specific DNA binding. The transcript is spliced from 5 exons. Lineage: Eukaryota; Viridiplantae; Streptophyta; Magnoliopsida; Gentianales; Rubiaceae. Gene Ontology annotation, biological process: regulation of DNA-templated transcription.
AUGGGACCAGAAGAAACUGGAAUGGAAAUUGAUCUAUCACUCAAAUUAGAUGCUCAACAUGAAGAGAGAACAACAGAAGAUCAAGAUGACCAUCAUCGCCAAGAAGUAGGAAAAUUUCCAGCCGAAGGAAAAAGAGAAACAGAAGUUGAAGGAGAAGCCGUUGAUCAAGAAGGUCAUACACCUGUGGAUAAUUCCGUAUGUGAUGAAACUAUGAAGACAGAAGAGAUAUCAGUAUUACAGCAGGAGAUGGACCGCAUGAAAGAGGAAAAUAAGGUGUUGAGAAAGGCAGUAGAGCAAACUAUGAAAGAUUACUAUGAUCUACAAAUGAAAUUUUCUGUUGUCCAACAAAAUAUUCAAACCAAGGAUCCAAGAACUUUUCUUUCGCUUACGGGUAAUAAUAACAGCCCCAGUCAUGAAGAGCAAAACAAAGGAAGUCCAAGAUUUUUAGAAAUGAAUCAUCAAACACCACCAUCUACAGCUCAAGAAGAUGAUGCUAAACAACGUCAUGAAUUAGGGCUGUCGUUGACGCUGCAAAGCAGUAGUACAAGCCAAGAGAAAGAAGACGAAUACAUGGGAAAUAUUGAGAAAAAGGAAGAUACCCCAAAAGCAUUAAUUACACCAAUGCAAAAUAAGCUACAAAGGAGCAGCAGUUUAGGAGGAGGAAUCUCCAACCACCUUUCUUCCCCUCCCAACAGAAAAGCUAGGGUUUCUGUCAGGGCCAGAUGUGAAGCUGCCACAAUGAACGAUGGAUGCCAAUGGCGAAAAUACGGCCAAAAAAUUGCGAAAGGAAAUCCUUGCCCGCGAGCCUACUAUCGUUGCACUGUAGCACCAGGAUGCCCAGUAAGAAAACAGGUGCAAAGAUGCUUGGAGGACAUGUCAAUCCUGAUCACAACCUACGAAGGAACACACAAUCAUCCAUUGCCUGUGGGUGCAACAGCAAUGGCAUCAACAGCAUCAGCAGCAGCAUCAUUUAUGCUAUUGGAUUCUAGUAACCCUCUUUCAUCAGAUGGAAUAAUGUCCAAUUUCAACCGAUCAGCUCCAUUUCCUUACCAGAGUCCUCAGUUCAUAAAUCCAUCUUUAUCUUAUGCAUCAAACCUGAUAAACAUUCAUCCAAAUGACCCGUCUAAAGGGAUCGUUCUUGAUCUCACGCAUAAUGUUAAUGCUGACGCGAGACAAUUUCCCAUUGCUAGCUCUUCAUCACAGCAACCGAGCCAUUCUUGGAUGCCUAAACCACUACCAGGGAAUUAUAUUGGAAACAAUGCUACUAAUAUUGUCAGUGAUCUUUUCCCUCGUCAACUAGUGGAAGGUGGGAUUGGACCUAAAGGCGAAGGAAACAAGUUAUUGGCUGAAAAUGUGAGUGCAAUUGCUUCUGAUCCUAAGUUUAGGGUUGCUGUCGCGGCUGCAAUUUCCUCCCUCAUUAAUAAGGAAACCCAAACUACUACCACUAGUCAUCCUCCUAUGGCAACUUCUUUAAUUCCCACAAGAGAUGGUGAGGGUGGUGGUACCUCAUCAAAUAGCAAAAAUUGGAUUCUUGAAUCUCUCUCCACAGGUGGUAAGCCCAUUCAAAAUUCCCCAUGA